Molecule: messenger RNA, 1432 nt
Organism: Balaenoptera ricei (Rice's whale)
Lineage: Eukaryota; Metazoa; Chordata; Mammalia; Artiodactyla; Balaenopteridae
Gene: INKA2
Product: inka box actin regulator 2
Exons: 2
Coding region: 155-1054 (299 amino acids)
Cellular component (GO): nucleus
Molecular function (GO): protein serine/threonine kinase inhibitor activity; protein kinase binding
Source: RefSeq, a predicted model, not a curated record
UCCAAGUCCGGACCUGGGAGCAGAGGCUUGGCUCGGCUCGGCGCUGCGAGAGGCGCGGAGCGCUGGGGCCGGGAGCCGGCCGAGCGCGGUUUCGGUGGGACCGGUGUUCCCAUCCUGGGACUCUCUCGUGGAGCCGAGCCCGGCCAAUAGGCGCAUGAGGAAGAAGAGCAGGGAAAUGGACUGCUAUUUGCGCCGCCUCAAACAGGAGCUGAUGUCCAUGAAGGAAGUGGGCGAUGGCUUGCAGGAUCAGAUGAACUGCAUGAUGGGGGCGCUGCAAGAACUGAAGCUCCUGCAGGUGCAGACAGCACUGGAGCAGCUGGAGAUCUCUGGAGGGGGUCCUGCCCCAGGCUGCCCUGAAAGCCCCCGGACACAGCUCGAACCCCCUCAGUGGGAGGGUGGCAGCGGUCCUGCCAGGCCUGCGGGCUGCUCCCCGUCCAGCCAACCCUCUCUGGGCAGCAGCGCCAAGCUUCCAUUGCCUAGGAGUGUGUGUGGGAGGGAUCUGGCUCCCCCGCCCAGGACACGGCUGCCAGAGCACCAAAGCUGUGCCCAGCGGGGGCCAGAGCUGGUGGAACCGGAUGACUGGACCUCCACGCUGAUGUCCCGGGGCCGGAAUCGACAGCCUCUGGUGUUAGGUGACAACGUUUUUGCAGACCUGGUGGGCAACUGGCUGGACUUGCCGGAACUGGAGAAGGGUGGGGAGAAGGGUGAGACCCGGGAGGCAGGAGCCCCCAAAGGAGGGAGGGGCCAGCCACGGGAGCUGGGCCGCAGGUUUGCCCUAACAGCAAACAUCUUUAGGAAGUUCUUGCGUAGUGUGCGGCCUGACCGUGACCGGCUGCUGAAGGAGAAGCCAGGAUGGGUGACACCCACGGCCUCUGAGCCCAGAGCCGGACGCUUGCAGAAGGGCAAGAAGCGGGGCCAUUCCAAGGGCUCUGGACAUUGCCCCUUCCCAGGUGCCUCGGAGCCCAGACGAGGGGAGAAUCCUUCCACCAGCUGCCCCAAGGCCCUGGAAUCCUCACCCUCUGGCUUUGAUGUUAACACAGCGGUUUGGGUCUGAAUCCUAGAGAUAGAAAUUUGACUGACCCAAAAGGGCCAGGUCCCAGUGCUGGGCCCCUGGGAAAGAGGCCGAGUGGUAUGGCUUUCAAAAGCCUAACUCCAAGUCCCUUCCGCCGAGAAGGGAGGGAGAAGAAGCAGAGGGUCUGGAGCAGAGCUGACAGGCCUGUAGUUGGGCGAGGCUGUGCUAGGGGCUGGCUGGUGGGGGAGGCGAGAGUUCCUGGACAGAGAGAGAGAGAGAGAGAAUGUGUGUGUUUGUUGCUUUGGGGCUGGAGGUGACAGCAGGAGAGGGGCAGUGGGAGAAGACCAGGAAAUCCUUCUGACAUUCCUUCACUGCCCCCAAAGACCUCAGUGUAACAUUCUGCAUGGAUCGGGCACUGGG